Messenger RNA from Camarhynchus parvulus, 847 nucleotides. RefSeq names its product 40S ribosomal protein S10-3-like. Gene Ontology annotation, cellular component: cytosolic small ribosomal subunit. The record is from RefSeq and is a predicted model, not a curated record. The transcript has a single exon. Lineage: Eukaryota; Metazoa; Chordata; Aves; Passeriformes; Thraupidae. Bases 317 to 847 code for a protein of 176 amino acids. Gene Ontology annotation, molecular function: RNA binding; structural constituent of ribosome.
CGCCGUGCCGGCAGCCAGCGCCGCUCCGUGUCGGAUCGCGCCGGGACGUGCCGGGCCAUACGGGGCUGUACCGGACCGCGCUGGGCUGUGCCAGGCCGUACCGGGCCGAACCGGACCGUGCUGGGCUGGAGCACCUGAGUCGUGUGGGACCGUGCUGGGCUGUACCGGACCAUCGUGAGCUGGGCCGUGCCGGGCCAUACUGGGCUGUGUUGGGCCGUACUGGGCUGUGCUGGGGCAGCCUGGGCUGUGCCAUACGGAGCGGUGCUGAGCUGUGACCGAGCCCUGCGGGCCGUGCCCUGCGCCCUGCUGCCCAGCCAUGGUGGCGGGGAUGCUGAUGCCGCUGGAGCGGCUCCGCUCCAUCCUGGAGCUGCUGUUUCGCGAGGGUGUCCUGGUCGGGGAGCGGGACGGCUGCCCCCGGCGCACCCACCCGCAGCUGCCCGGCGUGGCCAACGUGGAGGUGCGGCGCGCCAUGGCCUCGCUGCGCUCCCGCGGCCUCGUGCGACAGACGGCGGCCUGGCGACACCUCUACUGGUACCUGACGGACGCCGGCGUGGCCCACCUGCGCCAGUACCUGCGGCUGCCGCCGGACGUGGUGCCGCGCUCCCUGCAGCGCGUCCCGCGCCCCGCCGCCCCCGGCCCGAGCCCCGGCGCGCCGCUGCCCCGGCCGGCGCUGGCAGCCAGCGGGCGCGUCCUGCCGCCGGUGACCGCCUCUACCGCAGGAAGGACGAGGCCGAGGGGCACGUGGAAGCCACCGCCGUCACCGCGGGGCAGGGGGUGUGCCAGCCGCCCCCCCAGCCCGGCCCGGCCGCAGGUACCAACCAGCGCCCUGGGGUGGUCUCGUGGGUAG